AUGGGGCUGUGCCGGCCUGACCCACCUGCCCGGCCUCACCCUCCCCGCCCUGGGCAGCGGCAGCAGCACCAGCAAAAGCAGCGCCGGGGCCGCCCGCUCCGCUCCGUGCGGCCCGGACCGGCCCCGCCGCGCCCGGCACGCCGGGAAAUGUACGGGCACAAAUACCCAGGGUCCUUCCUGAAAGCUAUUGUUAACAGACCUUUACAGAAGGAAUUCAGAGCUUCCUCUCCAACAUAUAUGAGUCUUGGCAGUGUUUUGUGCCUGGUGACCGGCGCUUCGCGGGGCUUCGGGCGCACCCUGGUGCGGCUGCUGGCUCCGCGCCUGGGCCAGGGCUCGGUGCUGCUGCUGCUGGCGCGCUCGGCAGCUCAGCUUGCCGAGUUGGCGGCCGAGCUGCGGGGCACCCGCAGCGGGCUGCGGGUGGAGUUCGUAGCCGCCGACCUGGGCUGCGAGCAGGGGCUACGGCAGGCGACUGCUGCACUGCGGGAGGUGCUGCCCGCCGGCCCGCCUGGCCGCUUGCUGCUCAUCAACAACGCCGGCUCUCUGGGAGACAUCUCCAAAACUUUCCUCGAUCUCACUGACCCAGAUGAGAUCAACAGCUACUUUGCCUUCAACAUCACCUCGGCGCUUUGCCUCACCUCCAGUGCCCUGCAAGCCUUUGGGAAGCAGCCUGGCUGCAGCAGGACAGUGGUGAACAUCUCCUCGCUCUGUGCCUUGAAGCCCUUCAAGAACUGGACACUGUACUGCAGCGGGAAGGCUGCUCGGGACAUGAUGUUCCAGGUGCUGGCACUCGAGGAGCCUGAUGUCCGUGUGCUCAACUAUGCCCCGGGUCCUCUGGACACGGACAUGCAGCUCUUGGCCCGAACUAAGACUGGAGAUGCAGACAUGCGUCAGUUUUUCCAAAACCUGCAGGAGAGUGGCCAGCUGAUAGACUGCAGUGUGUCAGCCCAGAAGCUGAUGAAGCUCCUGGAGGAGGACACCUUCUGCUCUGGUGCCCAUGUAGAUUUCUACAGCAUCUGA
This is a messenger RNA of Indicator indicator, 1017 nucleotides long. It is a transcript of the gene SPR, whose product is annotated as sepiapterin reductase. Lineage: Eukaryota; Metazoa; Chordata; Aves; Piciformes; Indicatoridae. Gene Ontology annotation, biological process: tetrahydrobiopterin biosynthetic process. The coding region runs from base 1 to 1017 and encodes 338 amino acids. The record is from RefSeq and is a predicted model, not a curated record. Gene Ontology annotation, molecular function: sepiapterin reductase (NADP+) activity. The transcript has 5 exons.